Molecule: messenger RNA, 810 nt
Organism: Brugia malayi
Lineage: Eukaryota; Metazoa; Nematoda; Chromadorea; Rhabditida; Onchocercidae
Gene: Bma-pqn-37
Exons: 5
Coding region: 1-810 (269 amino acids)
Source: RefSeq, a predicted model, not a curated record
AUGAAAGCAUUAAUUGAACGUGGUUUACAAUAUGCUGGUGGUAUUUUAAGACGACAACAAAUUACUUAUCCUGCAAGGAAUCGUUUUUGGUUAUCAACACAGUCACCUUCACCUCUUCUACCACCACGACCAUUACCGCUACCACCACCGCCACCGCCACCACACACCACCACCACCACCACCGCCACCGCCACCACCACCACCACCAAUAUUCAUCCUCCUCCGCCUCCUCCUCCUCAUAUUCAACCACAACAAUUUCAAUUUCCUUUUUUUCAAUCCCAACAUCUAUCACAGUAUCCAAUGCAACAAUCAUGGUUUCCAUCUAUUUUUAAUACGGUACACAGUAAUGGAAAAGGUGCAGGUACAGCAAUUUAUCAGAGUAAUGGUGAAAUUUCAAAAAAUAGUGGAGGAAGUGGAACAGGUGGUUCAUCACAACAUAGCAAAAAGAAAGUUAAAAGAAAAGCUGAACCACCUGUUUUAGGAAUACGUUAUACAAUAUCAUGCGUACGACAUGGUGAAAUAGAUGAUGAUAAUAUGUUAACAUUAUGUGGUACCUGUUGGACAUGGCGUAAAUUACCACCUGAUUAUUUUCCACCUUUAAUUAAUGAACUUGUUUGCUCAAAAGAAAAUCAAGGUCAUUGUCUAUCUGGUUGGGGUAAAUGUCAACAAAAAUAUCGUAAUUUUGAUGUGCUACGAAAUGUUAAUGGAAAUUGGCAACCAACAACGAUCUCAACAGCAACAUGCUGUGAUUGUCGAAUUCGAGCAGGCACUGAAAUACAUCCACUUGUUAUUGGCAAAAGGCAAAAUUAA